Messenger RNA from Gossypium raimondii (Peruvian cotton), 2886 nucleotides. Its product is annotated as receptor kinase-like protein Xa21. Gene Ontology annotation, biological process: protein phosphorylation. NCBI's taxonomy places the organism in Eukaryota, Viridiplantae, Streptophyta, Magnoliopsida, Malvales, Malvaceae. The coding region runs from base 134 to 1951 and encodes 605 amino acids. The transcript has 3 exons. Gene Ontology annotation, molecular function: protein binding; ATP binding; protein kinase activity. The record is from RefSeq and is a predicted model, not a curated record.
UGCUUGGCAUUUGAGAAAUAUAGCGGUUUCACGAAAUCCAUUGAGUGGCGUUCUUCCUACUUAUAUCGGGAACCUUUCAAAAUCCCUUCAAUACUUUUAUGCCUCUAUUUGUGAGCUUCAAGGCAUUAUUCCUAUGGAAAUAGGUAACUUAAACAACCUAUUUCUUUUAGAACUUGGCUAUAAUAAAUUAAGUGGAUUCAUUCCAACAUCAAUAGGAGGACUGCGAAAUCUCCAAAGUCUAGGUCUUUCCUCUAAUAAAUUAGGAGGGCCUAUCUUAGAAAGCCUCUGUGGUUUGGAGAGACUAUACAAGAUGCAUUUAGGGUGGAAUAAGUUGCAUGGAUCCAUACCCUCUUGUUUGGGUAAUAUUACUUCUUUGGGAUAUCUUUACUUAGAUUCCAACAAAUUGAGUUUCGCAAUACCCUCAACUUUGUGGAAUCUUAAAGAUAUCUUAGAAAUAGAUUUAUCAUCAAACCAUCUUCACAAUUCACAUGCUAUUGAUGUUGGAAAUUUGAGGAGUCUACUGAAACUAAAUUUAUCAAGGAAUCUUCUCACGGGCGAUAUCUUAUCCAUAUUUGGGGGUCUUCAAACUUUGGUUUCAUUAGAUUUAUCAAAUAAUAUACUACAUGGUCAUAUCCCUAAAUCAUUUGAUGGGUUGAUUAGUUUGGAAUUCUUGGAUUUAUGCAAUAACAAUCUCUCUGGAGUCAUUCCCAAAUCUUUGGAAAAGCUUUUAUAUCUAAAGUAUUUUAAUGUGUCUUUCAAUAGACUUGAAGGGGAAAUUCCCAGCAAAGGAUAUUUUUCAAACUUUUCUAGCACAUCAUUCAUGAAGAAUUAUGCACUUUGUGGUCCACCUAGAUUGCUAGUCCCACCUUGCAAAAACGACAUCCACAAAAACUCCCAAAUGAUUAUAUUGCAUACUUUUAGGUAUGGUUUACCAACAAUUGGUAUUGUCGUAGUACUAAUAGUCUUAACUAUUAUGUAUAGAAGAUGCCAAAGAAGGAGUACAACUCUACCAAUCAAAGAUGAUUUGUUGUCUUUGAAAACACCGAGAAGAAUUUCACAUGCUGAACUUUCACGAGCAACUAAUGGAUUUGAGGAAAGAAAUAUGCUUGGUUCUGGGAGUUUUGGAUAUGUAUAUAAAGGGAGGCUUUCAGAUGGAAUGGAAGUUGCAAUAAAAGUUUUCAAUUUGCAAACAGAGGGAGCAUUUAGGAGUUUUGACAUUGAAUGUGAUGCUAUGCGUAAUAUAGUUCAUCGUAAUAUUGUGAAGGUCAUUACUUGCUGCUCAAGUGUUGACUUCAAAGCCUUAGUGCUUGAUUACAUGUCUAAUGGAAGCCUUGAGAAAUGCUUACAUGCUGAAAAUUGUUUCCUUGAUAUCAUACAAAGGAUCGACAUAAUGAUAGAUGUUGCGGUAGCUAUAGAACACCUCCACAAUGGACAUCCAACACCUAUAAUUCAUUGUGACAUAAAACCAAGCAAUAUUUUACUAGAUGAAGACAUGGUUGCACAUGUUGGAGAUUUUGGCGUUUCCAAAUUGUUGGGAGAAGGUGAAGUAAUGAAGCAAACCAUGACUCUUGCAACUAUCGGGUAUAUGGCACCAGAAUUUGGAUCAGCAGGAAUUGUUUCUAUAAAAUCUGACGUCUAUAGUUAUGGGAUCGUACUUAUAGAAACUUUCACAAAGAAAAAGCCAACUGAUAAUGUGUUUGUUGAAGAAGAGACUAUAAGGCAUUGGAUGGAAAGAUCAUUGCCUAAAGGAGCGAUAGAAAUUGCAGAUGUUGAUUUAUUAAGAAGAGAGGAUGAGUAUAUUGUUGUUAAAGCAAAUUGUAUUUCAUCAAUCAUGGAGUUGGCUUUGAAUUGUUCAGCUGAGUUACCAGAAGAAAGAAAAGAUAUGAAAGAUGUUGUGGUUGAGCUGAAGAAAAUCAAACAAAGGCUGCUAAACAACAUCGAACAUUUUUAACAGAGAUGGUGAGUAAUGAGUACACUUGUGGUUAUUAAUUCACACUUAAUUUUAUCUUUAAUUCAACAUCUUUAAUCUAUUCUGGAAUUUUAAUCAUAUAUAUAAUAUGUCGGUAUUCGUAAAAAUUAAUAAACUAUUUUUUUCUUUUGCUCUCACGUACUAGGCUCUCUUCAAAAUUAAUAUUCUAUACUUUUAUAAUUUUUAAAGGAUUAAAUCAAAGUUUUAUCAUUUUGGGAGGGGCCAAAGUAUAAUUUUACGUUUAUUAAUUUAAAAUUUUAAAAAUUUUAAAGGGCCUAAAUGAAAAAUUUUUAAUUUUAAGGGGGGUCGGGACCCCUGCCAACUCCCCUAGGUACGGCCCUAUUAACAAAGCCGUCAACAAAUGAUAUUGUUCUCAUGUUAGGGUGUACGGCCCUAUUAACAAAGCCCUCAACAAAUGGUAUUGUUCUCAUGUUAGGGUUUUGUCUCUUGAUUCUGCUAAGAGCCCUAUGGGUUCAUGGAGAUGGUUGCAAGGUAAAGGCUACACCUGCAUUGGUUGGUAGUUUGAAUCCCUACGCACAUAUCCUCAAUGAUUAUUCCGCAGAGGCUAGGGAUAAAAUCCCGACAUAGGGACACUACCAUUAGUUGUUGAGGGCAGCACCGAUUGCCUAGCAAACAACAUUCAAAAGACUUCUCCUAAAAGAGUCGAUCUCCCUCAACAAAAAGUCAAGUACAAGGUCUAUUAUGGGUGAUCAUAAAUUAUACAAUCAAUGACAUAAGUUUUAUCGAUUUUCAAGUAUUUUCUAACUCUUUCUCUUUAUUUUCUUCUAAAUUUUUCUUCUACAAAACAAAGAGACUUUUUUCUCGAUGAAAUUUGUAUUGGGCUAUCAAUGUUUCAUGGAUUAUGUUGUUUUUCUAAUGUAAGAUUGGGUUUUGCCAAUAUUGCAUGCAAAAUCAAA